Molecule: messenger RNA, 5208 nt
Organism: Cherax quadricarinatus
Lineage: Eukaryota; Metazoa; Arthropoda; Malacostraca; Decapoda; Parastacidae
Biological process (GO): RNA polymerase III preinitiation complex assembly
Cellular component (GO): transcription factor TFIIIB complex
Molecular function (GO): TFIIIC-class transcription factor complex binding
Source: RefSeq, a predicted model, not a curated record
CAACAACAACAACAACAACAUCGUGGGCAGAAGACGCUGGAUGCCACCCACAACAGUCAACUAACACCCGGCCAAGAGCUGUAUCUCGAGGCAGGAGGUGUAUUUUGGGUCCAGGAUCUGUAUCUCCAGGCCAGGAGCUGUGUCUCGGGGCCAGGAGCUGUGCCUCGGGCCAGGAGCUGUCUCGGGGCCAGGAGUUGUGACUCGACACUUGUAACCACAUAUAGUUGAGUAUACAGAUCAAAAUGAGGCGAAUGAAAAUUCGUGCAACCCCAAAUUUUGGGGUCGGAGGAGGAGGUCCGAGGACCACCUCGGCUCGCAGUGUUCCUGCCUCUGCUGCUCUACCUGCUGCUGCUGCUGCUGCUGCUGCUGCUACUACUGCUGCUACUGCUACUUCCACUACUGUGUCUACUGCUGGGCCUUCCCCUGCUGUUGCAUCUAAUAUUAUGACAUCGUCUGAUGCAAAUUUAUCUGCAACUUCCUCUUCUGCUGUAUCUACUGCUGCAACCUCAUUUACUACUGUAACUUCAUGCACUGCUGCACCUACCACUGCUGCCUCAUCUUCCUCCGCACCCUUCUCCUCCAUGCCUUCCUCCGUGGCUCUUCUAAACAAGCAAACCCAGGAGGAUACAACAAGCUCUAUAAUUGAAGACAAGGUCUCUGUGUCUUAUGCUGCUGUGUCUGAUAAACUACAUUCAGAAAAUAUAAUUUCUCAUGAUGCUGUGAAAAUUGUUGAAGAAAGCCAUACCUCGGAGAACAUGGAGUCACAUCAACACACGGGGAAUACUCUUGAAUGUUCAGGCUCAGUGUCUUUAUCAGGGUCUUCACAGAGACACAGAGACCUGCAGACUUAUACCUCACAGUGUGAUGCAGCUCCAUCCGUAAGAGCAAAUUUAUCAGACGACACAUACUCGAGUAAAGACGUCAACUCCUCAGAUCAGCCAUCCACGGCAAGUAACGUAUUGUCUCAAAAUAAAGCAUCUUCAAUGAGGCAAAUAUCAAAUAUGCCACCUUUGUCAAAAUUAUCCAUGCCAAAAUCAAGUUUGUCUGGGAUGUUUGGUGCUUGUGACUCCUUAUCUGCUGUGUCCCCUGAGGCAGAGUGUCAGUCCAGUGAUGUAAUUCCAAUAAUGAUGUCCUCUGUGAGGGCAAGUGACAUCUCUGUUUCUGAUCCAUAUUUAGAAAGUGGGUUCUUGGGGCCAUUGCAACAGAUUUCGGAGAGUAAGCCUAUGACAAGUAUUCGAAGGAAGAAAAUAAAGGUAAUGCCUAUGGUUAGCAGCUCUCGGAAAGGAAAUUUAACAGAAAAGCGAAACAUUAGGCCUGUUAAUACUGACACAAGUAAAGUUAAGUUUGAUGCUGAAGUUGACUAUUUGAGUGACAAGUUGAGUGACAAUAAGGAGCCAGUCAUGCAGGAUCAACCAGACUCUCAUGUAGAAGUGAACAUAGUCUCUCCAACAGACAAACACACAAUAACAAGUGAACAAGUAUAUAAACAUGAAACUAAGCCUGCAGCAGUUUCCUUAGCAAUGACACAUGUUGCUUUAAAAGACAGCAAUACAAGUUUCCCAGUACAUACAUGCAACACUCCUCCAGUGGAAGAAAGUCAAAAUACUGAUGUUCUGACAGAUAGUGAAAAACUGAUUGAAAUAGAUGGUGAAACAACAUCUGAUGUUUUAGAAAAUAAAUUAUCUAGAGUUAAUGAAAGUAAUCAGUGCUCAGCAAUUAGUAACGUAGAAAUUAUCUCUGUAGCCACAGCUUCCACGUGUAAAAGACGAUCAAAAAUUCGUGCCACACCGACCUUUUUGCCUAAAAAUAAAACUACAAGUGUAAGCACCAAUAGUAAUGUUAGGAAAGAGAGCGAGACUCUGAUUGUCAUAGACGAUGGUGAAGCAAGUGUUGAUGUUAUGGGAGAUAAAGUAUCUGGAGGUAAUGAAGACACUCAGAGCUCUGGGGUUAGUAAAGUUGAUACGAGUGGGUCAGCGUCAAGUACAGCCACUAAAAGGAGGUCCAAAAUUCGAGCUACUCCAACCUUUCUAACCAAAAAUAAAAUUCCCAGCUUAAAUGUAAAUAGAAAUAUAGCAACAGGCAUAAAUACUGAUAGAAAUAUUCCAGCAGAUGUAAUUGUAGAUAGCAGUAUUACAGUUGGCAUAAAUGUGAAUAGCAGUAUUCCAACAGAUGUAAAUGUAGAUAUUCCAACAAGCACAGAUACAGACAGAAGCAUUCCAGCAGUCGUAAAUGUAGAGAGAAAUAUUCCGACAGUCAUAAAUGUAGAGAGAAAUACUCCAACAGUCAUGAAUAUAGAGAGAGAUAUUCCAACACUCGCAAAUGUAGAGAGAGAUAUUCCAACAGAGAAUGAGAACUUGAUUGUACUAGAUGAGGGUGAAACGUGUGUCUUGGAAGAUAAUGACAACACACAAAGCUCUGUGGUUGCUGAUAAACAGCUGAGCUCAGUAGUAACAGGUACAACUUGUACUAGAAGGCACAAAAUUCGUACAGUGCCUGUAUUUUUGCCCAAGAGUAGAGUUCCUAGUGUAUGUUUAGACCAAAAUAUCAAAAAACAGAGUGAGAAAUUGAUUGUUUUAGAUGAUGAUGAAGCAACUGUUACUACUCUAGAAGAUGAUGUGUCAGGGUUGAAUGAAAACUCACAGAGUUCUGUAGUUAGUAUUUCGGAGAGUAAUGGUUCAGCGACAAAUAUCAGCUGUAAAAGAAGGUCCAAAAUUCGUGCUACACCCAUGUUUGCAGCCAAAAGGAAAAUGGUAAAGAAAUUAGAUACAAUUGAGGAGGACAAAAUACAGGAAGAUAAUUGGCACAUAGAGGUCAUGGUGGAAAAAGUGACUUCUCAAGAAAGUAGCCUUAAUGAAAAUGUCAAGAUCAUUGACCAUGACCAUGAUAGUUUUAGAAAAGACUGUGAGGAUGAAUCUGUUGCUGGUUUAAAACCAAUUCCAUAUAUUGAGGAACCUUCUAAACUUGAUCUAAGAGACUCCAAUAAGUUACAACCAAAUACAAAAUUUGAAAUAGAAGAUAAAGAUUGCAGUAUAUUAGAAGGUAGAUCCCAGAAAACCACCAGUGAAAUUUUAUCCAUGAAAAGAGAAAACUCACCAAAUAGAAUAGAAAUAGUUGAGGAUAAUAAUAGUAAUGAUGAUAGUAAUGGAGACAAGGAGAAUUCUUCAGUUUUCUUCAGUAGUUCUCAGACUAUUAAGAAAGAAUCUAUAUUAAAUAAGAGAAAUAAGUCACAGACUUUGCUGAAAACAAAAGCUAAAUCGUCUGUCAAUGUUAGCAAUAAGAAGACGUCAGUGAAGGUUGAAAAAUUAGUGAAAAACAAGAUUGCAAGCGAUCAUGGUUUAUCACCCGAUGAUUCCGAGGAGAAAAAGAUAUUCAGGGAGAGAAAAGAAAAAUAUCGGAAGAAAGUUUCGAAAGGAGACAUUGAGCGCAGCAGCAUGACCAUGUUCGAUCUCAUCUUUUGGAACCCAGCUACAAAUCCUAUGCCAGGUCGGUCCGAAUCCUCCAAGAAGAAGCCUCGUCGGAUAAGCACGUGUGAAACAGAGAGCAUUGCAUCAGACGUGGUGGAGGAACAGAGGAUUGAUGACCUGGGGCUAGACGAGGGUGACACAGGACAACCCUCUCCAAGUACUACUGAGGAGGUUCAGGCGUGUAAAGAAUCUAAUGAUGAUCCAGUAACUGCCAAGGUGGAAGAAGAGCCCAAGAAGGAAGAUGAAGAUGAAGAAGAAGAAGAAGAGAAGAAUAAGAAGAAGAAAGGAAAGGAAAAGGAGAAGGAGAAUGAAGAAGAAGAAAACAUUGAAGAUAUUUUUGCUCCUAGGGUAAAAAUAGGACCAAACGGUCAGAUCAUCCUUGACGAGCAUAGUAUAAAGAUUCAGACGACCGCCGCUAAAAAUCGUUAUGAGAUUCUGAGCAAAGCUGAGGUGGUGGAGGAGAAUAAUGAGUCAGUUCACUACAGCAAGUGGAGCAAGAGACGCAGUCGCUCCAGUGAGUGGACCUUAAAAGAGACGGCAAGAUUCUACAAAGCUUUGUCCACUGUUGGUACUGACUUCUCCUUAAUGGAAUCUUUAUUUACCUGGCGAUCUCGAGCCGAGUUGAAGACAAAAUUCAAGAAGGAAGAGAAGAUCAACAGGGACUUAGUCGACCGAGCCUUGAAGGACAAAACUCAGUUUGACUUCUCGUUGUUUGAUGAUGAAUCAGAUUAUGACCCCGAAGAGGACAGAAAGGCAACACGUAUAGCAGAAAGGGCCGAGGCUAAGAGGCGCCGGCUGGAAAUGAAGCAGUGCGAGAGAGAACGAGAGAAAGAACUGAAGAAGAUGAAGAAAAAGGAGGAAAAAGCUGAAGUACAGAGACGCAAAGCUAUUUUAAGGAAAGAAUGUAAGAAGAGAAGGCGGAAGAGAAGAGGUGUUAAACAAGAUGAAGAUUUCUCCGAGACAGACAACAUAAAUCUGGAAGUUGUGCAGAAAACUUGUGUCGGCACAAGGAGAAAAAUUAAAAGGAAAGCUAAAAUAAGAAGACCAGUGAAGAGACGACAGAUGGAGAGACGAAACUCGCUUGUGAUAAGUGAAGUGACUGUUACCAUGGAGACAGUGAAGUAUGAAACACCAAGAAAUCUCAAUGCCGAGUACAUGGUUGAAAGAACAGUCGAAGAACAUUCUGAAGCUGAGAGAGAUCCCCUGGAAGCAGCCUCUCCUCCUCCAGGAUUGCCCAUGACUGAAGAACUACCUAAGUUUGACAACACCCAAAACAUGUGGCACUUCCCAGUGUCAGCCAUCCAGACCCAGGAGGAUGGGUGUCAGACUAUCCUGGUGCCAACAGCAGAUGGUCAUAAGAUAGUGCCAGUGCCAGUACUGCCCCCGGGGACGUCUAACGUACUUGUUGUAGCCACGGAGGCCCCAGACUUGCCCGGGGAACAAAUAUAUCAUGUUUAUGUUGUUUCUCCUGUUGAAGGAAACCAGUCGUAGUAAAGCCCUCAGGGUAUCAUGACACUCUUUAGAAAGAGAGAAUUUGUUUUUGCAAUAGAGGUGUGCUGAUAUUUCAGUUCAGAGGACCCUCUGAACUGUAACAUCCUCACUUAUCUUCCAGAGUACAGGCACUGUACUUCUCACCUCUAGAACUGUAACAGCCUCACUUAUCUUCCAGAGUACAGGCACUGUACUUUCCACCUCUAGAACUGUAACAGCCUCACUUAUCUUCCAGAGUACAGGCACUGUACUU